Brassica rapa (field mustard) is the source of this 3103-nucleotide messenger RNA. Its product is annotated as receptor-like protein 35. Gene Ontology annotation, molecular function: protein binding. NCBI's taxonomy places the organism in Eukaryota, Viridiplantae, Streptophyta, Magnoliopsida, Brassicales, Brassicaceae. The record is from RefSeq and is a predicted model, not a curated record.
AUCACCAAUUUCCCUUUUCUUUUUGCUCUUUCAGUUUUUGAUAUUCAAGAAAGUUAAAUAAGCUUAAAGAAGAAUGAAAGGCUUUUGGAACUUAACGAGUACCAUUUCUCUUACUCUUUCUAUACUUUUUUUAUUCGGCUACAGUUAUGGGGACGUGUCUGCGGUUCCAACUACGCACUUGUGUCGUCCGGAUCAAAGGGAUGCACUUCUUCUGUUGAAGAACGAGUUUGAGGUUCUAAACUCUUCCUUUGCUUAUGAUUGUUAUUUUGAUGAUGAUAUAGUAAAGCGUCAUCCGAAAACGGAAUCAUGGCGGAAUAGCAGCGAUUGUUGUACUUGGGAGGGUAUCACGUGCAACGUCAAGUCCGGUGAAGUGAUCGAGCUAGACCUUAGUUGCAGCUACCUAGGUGGCCGGUUUCAUUCCAAUAGCAGUCUUCAAAACCUUCAUUCUCUAACCACCCUAGACCUUUCAAGAAAUCGUUUUAGUGGUCAAAUCAUGUCUUCAAUUAAAAACCUUUCUCAUAUCACCUCUCUCGACCUUUCACUUAAUCAGUUCAGCGAGUUCAUUUUUUCUUCGAUUAUAGACCUUUCGAAUCUCACCUUUCUCGAUCUUUCAUCUAAUAGUUUUUCUGGUCCGAUUCCAUCUUCAAUUGGAAACCUUUCUCAUCUCACCUAUCUUAACCUUCAUUUGAAUCAAAUUUCGGGUAAGAUUCCAUCUUCUAUUGGAAAUCUUUAUAACCUCACUUAUCUUGACCUUUCUGGGAACGAGAUUGUUGGAGAAAUCCCAUCUUCUUUUGGCAAUCUAAACCAGUUGACCAGCUUAAAUGUUGGUCUCAAUAGGCUCAAUGGAAGCUUUCCCAUUGAACUACUGAAUUUGACAAAGUUGUCAUAUUUAGGACUCUAUUACAAUCAGUUCACAGGAACAAUUCCUCAUAACAUCACUUCACUAUCCAAAUUGACGACCUUUGAUGGAAGUAACAACGCUUUCACUGGAACCCUGCCUUCUUCUCUCUUCACCAUUCCUUCUAUUGAAUAUGUUAGAUUGUCUGAUAACCGAUUCAAUGGUAUUCUUGACCUUGGGAAUAUAUCUUCACCACCUCAGCUAGGACUGUUAUACGUUGGCAAUAACAACUUGAGAGGGCCAAUCCCAGCCACGAUAUCAAAAUUUACCAACCUUGUAGAACUUCACCUUUCCAAUUACAAGACACAAGGUCCAAUUGACUUUAAUAUCUUCUCGCAUCUCAAGUGGCUCGAAGAUCUUCACCUAACCCAUUUGAACACGACCACUACCAUUGACUUGAAUGAUUUCUUGUCAUAUUUUAAGAGGCUCCGUGUGUUGGUUCUCUCAGGCAACCUUGUUUCAUUCACAAACAAGAGUCCAGUUUCAGAUCCAUCUUUGUUGCCUGAGUUGCAAUUGUCAGGCUGUGGUAUCACCGAGUUUCCGGAGUUUGCAAGAUUGAAAAAUUUGGAGAGUCUAGACAUUUCAAACAAUAAAAUCAAAGGACAAGUGCCUGGCUGGUUAUGGACGCUACCAAAUCUUACUUACCUGAAUCUUUCCAACAACACUUUCACUGGCUUCGGAAACUUAACAACAGUUUUAGUUUCAAGGCUAUCUAGCCUAAUCUUCCUUGCCUCCAACAACAAUUUUACGGGAGAGAUUCCCUCUUUCAUAUGUGAUUUGCGCUCUGUAUACAUUCUUGAUUUAUCAAACAACAACUGCAGUGGUUUAAUCCCUCGUUGUCUGGGUAAUCUCAACCGUUCUCUUGAAGUUCUAAACCUUCGUCAGAAUCGUCUUCAUGGAGGUCUUCCUGAGAAUAUAUUUGAAAGCUUAAUAACGCUUGACGUCGGUCAUAACCAACUGACGGGAAAGCUUCCAAGAACUUUGAUUCAUUUUACUAGUCUUGAAGUUUUGAAUGUGGAAAGCAACAUUAUCAAUGACACGUUUCCGUACUGGCUGAGUUAUCUACCACAACUAAAAGUUCUUGUGUUACGCUCCAACGCCUUCGCUGGACCGAUACAUCAAACUUCGUUCUCUAAGUUGCGAAUCGUCGACAUAUCGCACAAUCACUUCAAUGGAACUUUGCCAUCAGACUACUUUGUGAAGUGGAGUGCUAUGUCAUCACUUGGUACAACUUAUGAUCAGCCACAUGAAAUGUACAUGAGAGAUUACUUUUACCAAGAUUCAACGGUGUUGGUGAAUAAAGGUUUAGAGAUGGAGCUAGUACGUAUCCUGAAGAUCUACACAGCACUCGACUUUUCAGGAAACAAAUUUGAAGGAGAGAUCCCAAGGUCCAUUGGUCUAUUGAAAGAGCUUCUUGUGCUCAACUUGUCCAACAAUGCUUUCACCGGCCACAUCCCUUCAUCUAUGGGAAACCUGACAGCUCUUGAGUCACUGGACGUUUCCCAAAACCAGCUUUCAGGAGAAAUUCCGGAAGAGCUAGGGAGCCUCUCAUUCCUUUCGUACAUGAACUUCUCUCAUAACCAGCUUACAGGUCUAGUACCAGGAGGCACUCAGUUUCAAAGGCUGAACUGCACUUCCUUUGACGGUAAUCCGGGACUUUCUGGCCCUUCUCUUGACGAAAUUUGCAGAGAUAUUCACACGCCAACACCGCAUGAAACGUUGGAUUCAGAGGAAGAAGAAGAAGAGGAAGAGGUGUUGAGUUGGAUAGCAGUUGUAAUAGGAGUCAUACCUGGUUUUGCCUUUGGAUGGGUGAUUGGAUACAUACUUUUUUCCUACAAACCAGAGUGGUUCAUCAACCCUUUUGCCCGAAACAAGCGCAGAAUCAGCAGCACCACAACUCAUUAAAAAGGUCUUUUAUAAGCCUACCUGAGGAUUCUGAAAGAAGAAAUACAAAGGAACCACUAUGUCUAUCCGUAUCAAAUAAGAUUUGGGGUAUCGUUUCUGGUUUAGCUUGGUGUUUUUCUCAUUACUCUGUUUUUACUUUAUUUUUUAGCAAACUUCUUUGUUCCUCUGGUACUGUUUCUGGUUUAGCUUGGUGUGUUUUUUCUCUAUCUCUAUUUUUUUACGUUUUAGCAAACUUCUUUGUUUCUCUGUAAUUGAACAACAACUAUGUUUCUUACGCUGAAAAUUACAAGCACAGUCAAA